AUGCCACCUUCUAAACGUCGAAAAAUUGCGCCUGCCGAGACGAACUCCGCCGAUUGGGAUGCGGUCUUCGAUCCGAUUACCCUCCGUCGGCACAGCUACACGGUCGCAUGGAUUUGCGCCUUACAUAUCGAGUUGGCGGCAGGUCAGGCUAUGCUAGACGAGGUCCACGAUGAGCUGCCCGGAUGCGCUGCUGACGACAAUACCUACAUUCUCGGGACCGUCAGCGGGCACAAUGUCGUGAUCGCGUGCCUCCCUACGAACCAAUAUGGGACAGUCAAUGCUACAAACGUCAUUACCAACAUGAAGCGAACCUUUCCAUCGAUACGAGCAGGGCUUAUGGUGGGCAUUGGGGGUGGAGCGCCCAGCAUGGCCGAUAUACGUCUGGGAGAUGUGGUGGUGGGCGUCAGGGUUAUGCAAUCUGACCUCGGAAAGUUGGUUACAGGUGGCAGAAUCGAGCGAACUGCAGUACCGCGAAUCCCUCAGCAGCAGCUUGGGACUGUCGUCUCGACCUUGCGAUCGAAUCAUGAAAUGAGGCCCAGCCGAAUACCCGCCAUCAUACGAGAAAGAAUGAAGGAUAAUCCAAGCUAUGGUUUCCCAGCUUCGCCUGAUUGGCUCUUCGAAGCCUCUUAUAACCAUGAUCAACCUAUCCCGGAUUGCGAGGGCUGCGACAGCAGCAGACUUGUGCCUCGAUGUACUUGGUCAACGGAAGAUCCGGUGAUACAUUACGGGGGGAUCGCAUCAGGGAACCAAGUUGUGAGAGAUGGUGUCGAAAGAGACAAGAUCGCACAGGAAAUAAAUGUUCUGUGCUUCGAGAUGGAGGCAGCAGGCCUAAUGGAUAGCCUUCCAUGUCUCCCAAUCAGGGGUAUUUGUGACUAUUCGGACUCGCACAAGAACAAAAAAUGGCAGAGAUAUGCUGCAGCCGCCGCCGCCGCAUAUGCACGAGAACUCCUGCAUGUGUUUCCAAAAGAAGAGAAAUCCCUGUACUCUCUUCACUAUGAUAAUGAUCUCUCAAGGACGAUACAUCAGCAGCGCUUACUGAGUUCUCUACGGUUUGAGCAACUUCAUUCACGUAGAGAAGCUAUUGCAGGUACGCAUUCGCGUACAUGCGAAUGGUUUCUCGGCCACCAAAUCUAUAAAACUUGGUUGAGUCCCUCAAAAAUGGGCGAGCACAAUGGAUUUCUUUGGAUCAGUGGUAAACCAGGGGCCGGAAAAUCGACCCUAAUGAAAUAUCUGUAUUCAAAAUCCAAAGGCCUGGGCGACAACAAAUCCCUUGUGGCUUCAUUCUUCUUCAACGCCCGAGGCCGUCACGUUGAGAAGUCUAUCCUGGGGAUGUAUCGCUCCUUGAUAGUUCAACUUCUGGAUGGAUUUCAGGAUCUUCAGAAGUUAUUGGACAACUCAGAAUUCGACUCAUUUCUUGUCGAGGGUUGGCCUUUAGACCAAUUGAAGAGGCUUUUUCAAAGGGCAGUGUCUCGCCUUGGCACACGCUCAUUCACAUGCUUCAUUGAUGCACUUGAUGAAUGCAACGAGCUGGACAUUCUAGACAUGGUUCAAUUUUUCGAAGAGAUGGCCGAAAAUGCCGUGGCUAGUGGGCUGUCUUUUCGAAUUUGUUUCUCCAGCCGACAUUAUCCCUAUAUUGAUAUCCGGAGAGCUCUUCGCCUGACACUCGAAGACCAAAAGGGCCACGAUGAAGAUCUAGCCAACUACGUUGAAGGUCGCCUUAGAAUCAAGGGUCCGGCAUUAGAAGAGCUACGAUGUGAAAUUUUGGCAAAGGCAGCAGGAGUUUUCCUCUGGGUUGUAUUGGUCGUUGGUAUUCUCAACACAGAAGAGAGGAGAGGCCGGUUAGGGAUGAAGAGACGGCUUACCGAGCUCCCUGGCAGCCUAAGUCAUUUGUUCAAAGACAUGCUAUUACGCGACAAUGACAACAUGGAAGAUUUACUUCUGUGUAUUCUCUGGACCCUGUAUCCGCAGCGCCCAUUAGGCCCAGAAGAGUACUAUCAUGCUCUUUGGAUCGGUUUGUCUCAGAAGAAACUUGUGGACCCUAAUAUUCCUGACAUUACCGAUCUGCACUCGAUUGAACGGUACAUUGUGAGCUCUUCCAAAGGGCUUGCCGAGUUAACCAAAUAUGCGCCGCGGAAAGUCCAAUUCAUCCACGAGUCUGUGAGAGACUUUCUCCUGAAGGACAAGGGAAUUCUCGAGCUGUGGCCUGAUCUUGGACAGAACUGGGAGGAAUCCGCACAUGAGCGGCUCAAGCAAUGUUGUAGUGAUUACUUAAAGCACUUUGCGAUUCAUCAGAACAAUUACGAUCCUGAGUUCAACUACGCGGAUUAUGUUCUUCUCCAGUACUCCAGCUUAAAUUUGCUGUAUCACGCCAAUGUUGCGGCCAAUUCUAUCCCACAAAACACCUUUCUUUCGCGGUUUUCUCUAAGCGAAUGGAUUAUGGCACGGUCCUACUCAGGUGGACAUCUGGGAUCCGAUGAAUACAACUCCGAGACGAAUAUCCUCUAUAUACUAGCUCAUCAAGGGCUUGCUAACCUUGUUAGCACUAGACUUCAAGAUUUCCCUCGCCUUGAGAUUUACGGAAUGCAGUAUCGCUAUCCGCUGUUUGCUGCUUUGGCUAACGAAUACAAGAAGACUGUCGAAGCAAUGAUAAGCUCGCCUUGCGUUAUUGAUGCAUCCGAAAUUGCGGAGAGCUUGACGUAUGGACAGGAAUUUAUCAACAAGUCCGGCUCAUUAAAUUUACUCUCCUGGGCCGCUUUUGAAGGACAGACAGACAUUGCUCAACUGCUUCUUCAGAGAGGAUGCUUAGUGGAUGACAGAGAUGGGGGGAACUUCACACCACUCGAGCGAGCGCUGGAACAAAACCACAUCAAAACGGCCGAGCUACUUCUGAAGCACGGAGCGGACCCUCAGAAGUGUAGCCUUGCGUCUGUGAUAAAGAUUGGGAACAUCAAAUCUGUCCAGUUCCUUCUAGAUAAUGGGUUAGAUCCUAAUAUCAUGGGUGCGAGGGAUGAUGAUCUCCCGCUGACUACAGCCAUUUGGAAUGGCCAGGAUAAAGUAAUAAAGAUGCUUCUUGAAAGGGGAGCCAGCCCAGAUACCCCAGGCAGGUUUGAUCGGACGCCUCGAUCUGAAGCAAAACAACUUAAUCUGGUGGAUGUUUUGCAGACUUUUGGGGAAGAGGGGAAGGGUCUCAACUUAUCAACACUAAAUAUCUGA
Molecule: messenger RNA, 3213 nt
Organism: Clonostachys solani
Lineage: Eukaryota; Fungi; Ascomycota; Sordariomycetes; Hypocreales; Bionectriaceae
Source: the annotation of a GenBank genome assembly